GGAGCAGCAGGAGCAGUGAGGAGCAGCAGGAGCAGUGAGGAGCAGCAGCAGGAUGUCCCGCAGGCGGUCGGACCCCCGCAGCGGGCUCCUGACUGAGACUCAGACCCCGAUCAGCAGCGAACCUCUGGAGAACCUGUAUGAGGUCACCGGGGAGCUGGGCAGGGGGAAGUUUGCGGUGGUGCGGCGCUGCGUGGAGAAAAGUUCUGGGAAAGUUUUCGCCGCCAAGUUCCUGCGGAAGAGGAGGCGGGGCCGGGACUGCCGGGCCGAGCUGAUCCAUGAGAUGGCGGUUCUGGAGCUGACCCGGAACAACCCGCGGGUCGUCAACCUGUACGGCGCCCACGAGACGGACCACGACCUGGUCCUGCUUCUAGAAUAUCCGAGGAGGUUCCAGCUCCUCCAGAGGAGGUCUCAGCUCCUCCACAGGAGGUUCCUGCUCAUACAGAGGAGGUGCCUGCUCCUCCACAGGAGGUUCCAGCACGCGUUCUACCGGGAUGUUGACGUCAGACCCAGAAUGGGCUCGGUAGACGGUUCUGGUUCUGCCUGCAGGGACCGGCCCAGCGCCGCAGAGUGCCUGACCCACCCCUGGCUGUGGCAGCAGCAGCUGUGCCUGACCCCGGAGCUCGGCCCGGUCCGACCCGCCCGGGAGAGGAGCUGCGGCGCCAAGUGGGCGGCGCCGCAGGAGGACAAGGAGAACUUCCUGGACUCGACCCGUUCCCAGGCCAAGAGGUUCCGUCCAGAUGAGGAGGCGUCUGCGGACGGGGAGGCGGCUCGGCCUCCUCCUCUCAGCUUUUAAAUCCUUUCAGCUUCCAGAACUUUCUGACCCGCUUCACUGAUGGACUCGGACCCGUUUGGUUCUGGAGGAAGGCUGGUUUCCAGCCCCUAUCUAUGCAGUUUAGUUCUAUGCCUUAAAGCGGGUCUGCAGCAGGAACAGGAAGGUUCCUCUGACCCGGCAGAACCGACCCGGACCGUAGCUCAGGGCUUCAGUAGAACCGGUUCUGAUGAUCGUAGAGCAGCUCGGUUCCUCGGUAGCACUUAGUCCAGAACCAGAGGCUGGUUCUGACCCGACCCGGUUCUGCUACUUUUUAUUGUUAUUAUUUAUGUUCUUGCUGUUUGUUUUUAUUGGAGCAACGAGCUCAGCGGGCCGAACGGAACCAGGAAGGCCCGAAGGGUCCAAGAUGGAGGAAGGAGGUCAGGAAGGAAACAGGAAGUAGGAAGGAUUUGGACCCAGAGUCUGACGUUCAGGAAGGAGCAGAGGAAGGUGGAGAAAGUUCUGGAAGGUUUGAGGAGCGACCCGAUCAAACAGAACUGCUCAGCGGUGGGACAAUGUGGGCUUUGUGAGGACGGAGCGGUCCGUCCGGCGCCGC
This is a messenger RNA of Cyprinodon variegatus (sheepshead minnow), 1364 nucleotides long. RefSeq names its product serine/threonine kinase 17b (gene stk17b). Gene Ontology annotation, biological process: intracellular signal transduction; protein phosphorylation; positive regulation of apoptotic process. Gene Ontology annotation, molecular function: ATP binding; protein serine/threonine kinase activity. Bases 53 to 793 code for a protein of 246 amino acids. The transcript has 5 exons. Gene Ontology annotation, cellular component: nucleus. The record is from RefSeq and is a predicted model, not a curated record. NCBI's taxonomy places the organism in Eukaryota, Metazoa, Chordata, Actinopteri, Cyprinodontiformes, Cyprinodontidae.